Desarmillaria tabescens is the source of this 1722-nucleotide messenger RNA. RefSeq lists its product as uncharacterized. The record is from RefSeq and is a predicted model, not a curated record. The coding region runs from base 1 to 1722 and encodes 573 amino acids. The transcript has 3 exons. Lineage: Eukaryota; Fungi; Basidiomycota; Agaricomycetes; Agaricales; Physalacriaceae.
AUGGAUGGUGAAGCAAAGAGAAAGGCACGUCUGUCAUCGUCAACGGCGUUCUCCAGGACUUAUCCUGUCCUAGGUCACAGUAAAGCUUUACAAUGGCAGCAACGAACCAUCAACGAACUCGAGAUUUGCCAAUACAACCCGCUCGGCCUCACCUCUCAGAAGCCAGUCGUCAGCGUCCCCAAGACCUCCAUUGCGCCCCAAGGCCAAGGUGACCAGCUCAGCGACUCCCAAUUCGCUUGUGCGCAAGCCCAAGAUCAUCAGUACCGUUUCGAAUGGGUUCACUCACUCGGACAGCCAAAAGCAAGGGCUACAGUUGUCAGAACAAACCUUCGACCUCUGGAAUCCAGCUCAACGCCAAGUACACCCAACAUUCCCUACCAAUCGUCUACCAAGCCCUCGUCGGUGUCUAGCGGGGGCAGUCCACACAGACGUUCUGCAUCGGCAAUCUCAUUCACGCAGAACGGAUCCACUCUAAGUCUUCCACUGACACAAACUCCUUACGGCUCGCCUUCAUCAGACACGUUCACUGACACCGACGCGAUACGCGGCGACGGCGCGCCAAGGAUAAAGUCCAAGAUCACCAGGCUAGCGAAACCGCACGAUUUGCUCUCGCCAUCACCGCCUCAGCCCGUAUCGCGUCCCGCUAAUGGCCGGAAUCGUACCCCGUCAAUAUCCUCAGGUGUCUCUCUGAGUUCAACAAACACGUCUUCAACUACCCCGGACUAUUCAUUAUACCCAAUAACGACGGCAGUACCAGCUGCCAACCCCUACCGUUACGGCUCUGUUCGUGUUCCAUCAUCCACACCCAAUCACCACCACUACCAACCGUUCGCUCCUAGAGACGACUCGCAGAUUAAUUACGGCACGACAACUUUUAAUGCAAAGGUCGAUCCUACGACAAUACCUCUACCACCACAAUCGCCUCCCACAUCUGCAGUAUCAUUUUCUUCACGAUCUUCAGUCUCCCGGUCUUCCCGCGCUGAUUCUGCCGAUAGUCAGCAUAGCGCAUCCACCAAGCAGAAUGGCGCCGAUCUGCGCGGUGGAAUUGAAGCCCUGAUGCAGUUUGGCGCCGCUGGAGAUGAUGAUUCCGAUGGCGAUAGUUAUGACGAGGAGACGGACCUCGAGCAUCAGGCGGAGCGGAAAGUCAGGGCCGAGGCCAAGUCUAAUAGGAAGAUUGAGGAUUUGGAAAUCAGCAACAGGUCCUUGCUCGCUAUCAAUGUUACGCUGGAAGCUACGAAGCAUAGACAGGCCAAGGAAAUACGCGAUUUGAAGAGAAAACUUCGCGAGUCGAGGUUGAUUCUUCCGCCUCAGGCUUUUAAGCAGGUGAUGGACAAGGACGAUACCGAGGAAGACGAAGAUGAAGGAGAGGACGGUGAAGAAGUCCCAGGGGAUGAAACCUACCUGCACGUUAAAUUGUUGCUGGACAAUCUGUUACAGGCGGCCAAACAAGCCCUGGAGACGAAGCCUUCGGAUUUUGAGACCAGGGGUGGUGCAAAAGUGUUGAGCGCAGAAGAAGUGGAGAAUUGGCGAGAUCAUGAAGCUGACCCCCCAGGAGAUGACGAAACCAAGACUGGUGCCAAUACGUCUGUGUCGCCAAGUCGCGCAAAUGCGUCCAUUGACGAUGAAUCUGAGACGUUUGAUUCUGAGGAUGAGGUUGAGGCUCUGACGAUGCCUUCUCCUUCCAGCCCUCCGCCGCCCGUUAUAGUUACUCGUUCGCCUUGA